Lentinula edodes (shiitake mushroom) is the source of this 468-nucleotide messenger RNA. RefSeq lists its product as uncharacterized. The annotation marks the transcript as partial. The transcript has a single exon. The record is from RefSeq and is a predicted model, not a curated record. NCBI's taxonomy places the organism in Eukaryota, Fungi, Basidiomycota, Agaricomycetes, Agaricales, Omphalotaceae.
AAGUUUGAUACUCGCUUGAAAAUUGCAACCAUUAUGGUGCAGUUCUGUGAGGAAGCUGAUGAUGAUUCAGGAUUAACAUUCUGGUCUUACGUCGUUGAUGCUCUGCUGGUUUUAGGAGAUGGCGGAAUGUCGGACGAGGAAAGUGGAGAGGAGGAUGUGGUCAUAGAUGGGGUCAACACCAAACAGGAUGUGAAGAAAGUGACAGUUCUCUGGUUUCGACACGAGACCUUUGAACCCAUAUUCAAGCAGGUUGAUGAGACACCCAAAGUCGAACUCAAAAUCUUCACCCAACAAGGUCGAUUGUCUGUCAAACGAAUCCGUUCAAACAUUAUCGACAAGCGGGAUCCGCCUAAAGGCUUACCCCAAGACAUUUUUCGACAAGAAUAUUUGGAUGGUCUGUUCCCUUAUCAGAGGAAACAGUUUCGAAUCUUGACAAAGAAACGGUUCCCAAUUCCAACAAUGAACUAG